ACUGCGGGGGCGGCGGCUCGGGGAACCAGGCGAGCGGAGGCCCGCGGCCGGGCGCCCCAUGGCGUUCGCGCUGCUGCGCCCGGUCGGCGCGCACGUGCUGUACCCGGACGUGCGGCUGCUGAGCGAGGACGAGGAGAACCGCAGCGAGAGCGACGCGUCGGACCAGUCGUUCGGGUGCUGCGAAGGGCUGGAGGCGGCGCGGCGCGGCCCGGGUCCCGGGGGCGGGCGGCGGGCAAGCGGCGGCGCGGGCCCGGUGGUGGUGGUGCGGCAGCGACAAGCGGCCAACGCGCGCGAGCGGGACCGCACGCAGAGCGUGAACACGGCCUUCACCGCCCUGCGUACGCUCAUUCCCACCGAGCCGGUGGACCGAAAGCUGUCCAAGAUCGAGACGCUGCGUCUGGCGUCCAGCUACAUCGCGCACCUGGCCAACGUGCUGCUGCUGGGCGACGCGGCCGACGACGGGCAGCCGUGUUUCCGCGCGGCGGGCGGUGGCAAGAGCGCGGUCCCCGCCGCCGACGGCCGUCAGCCGCGCUCCAUCUGCACCUUCUGUCUCAGCAACCAGCGCAAAGGGGGUAGCCGUCGUGACCUGGGGGGCAGCUGCUUGAAAGUGAGGGGUGUAGCCCCCCUUCGAGGGCCUCGGCGAUGAGCCUGGGUCCCUGCAGUGUUUGCUUCAAGAAGGACUCCAGAGAAAGAGGCCAGGAGCCAGCAGCCCCUCACUGGACAGGGGAGAAGAUUCCAGAAGCUCAAACCACUCCUGCUUUGUGUAGGGACCAUAGGACAAUGGCCCGGACACAGCGUUCACCCUGGAGAGCCUUGAGGACCCAUCUAGCCAGCCAGGCCUAGCUGGCCAGGGACAAGGCAGAGAGUUCAGAAAACCAAAGACUAUUUUUGAAAGUGUGCGUGUGUCUGCGUGAAUGUGAUAUGUGAGAGA
Messenger RNA from Peromyscus californicus insignis, 931 nucleotides. It is a transcript of the gene Tcf15, whose product is annotated as transcription factor 15. Lineage: Eukaryota; Metazoa; Chordata; Mammalia; Rodentia; Cricetidae. The record is from RefSeq and is a predicted model, not a curated record. The transcript is spliced from 2 exons. Gene Ontology annotation, molecular function: RNA polymerase II transcription regulatory region sequence-specific DNA binding; DNA-binding transcription factor activity, RNA polymerase II-specific; protein dimerization activity. The coding region runs from base 59 to 646 and encodes 195 amino acids. Gene Ontology annotation, biological process: regulation of transcription by RNA polymerase II; developmental process.